UAACGCUACUUCGCCCACGUCUAAGUCGCACAAGUGACAUUGGCUUAGCCUAUGUAUAGGUGAAAGAUUUUUGAAAGUGAUUUUCUUAUUCCUAUUUAAUUUUAACAAAUAAUCAAAUUUGUCCUCUUAAUAUUAAGUAGAAAUUUAGAUUUUAGAUAUUGGGCACGCUAAAUUCUACAAUGGAAUAUAGAGAAACAAUUUAUUUUCCUAUAAUGAAACAAAUCAAUGUAACGCGUCUAAAUUUAUAAGUUUAUUUAGCUGUUUGUAGUCAAGGUUCUAUGUUGAUAGUAAUGCAAAUUUUUUUAUUCACCAACACAGUUAUAAGUUCGCGUGGCGUUUUGUACAGUAACGGCCAUGCCUCAGCAGCGAUACGACGACGAAAUGGAAUACGUUGAAUAUGAUGGUGUUUUACAGGAAGCUGAACAGAUAAUCAGACAAUGUUUCAAACAAUUCCGGUUAGAAGAGGUGUUCCUAUCGUUCAAUGGCGGCAAAGAUUGCACAGCCUUAUUAGACAUAACGAUUAAUGUACUCACUGAAAAUUAUAGUACCGAAGACGUAAAAAACAAUAUAAAAGUGGUAUAUAUCAGAACAAAACAUCCUUUUAGGGAGAUAGAAGAGUUUGUCGAGGAAAUACAGUCUCACUAUGGGAUAACAUUAACGAUGGUUGAAGGUGAACUGAAGACUACCCUCCAGAAUGUUCUAGAACAGGACGGAACGCUAAAAGCUUGUCUAAUGGGCACAAGAAGAACGGACCCUUACAGCAGUGAUCUGGAGUUUAUGCAGAAAACAGAUUCGAACUGGCCUCAACUGAUUCGUGUGUCACCUAUAUUGAACUGGUCUUACCACCAGAUAUGGAGUUACAUCCUCAAACGGAAAGUGCCUUAUUGCAGUCUCUACGAUAAAGGGUACACAUCAAUAGGCAGUUCCCAUAAUACUUGGCCUAACCCAGCACUAGCGUACAAAGACAGAAAUGGUAUACUCUCGUACUUGCCGGCGUGGCGGUUAUCCGAUGCCGCGUUAGAACGAGCCGGCAGAACACCACCCUCUACCAAAACUACCAAUGGAAUCGUAGCUAAUGGAGAAAACGGACACUGCCACUGUUCUCAUAGUGUUGGUGAUACAUUUUAGUUGGGCAUACAUUCUGUCAAUAUACAGCCAAGGAACUCGAUAAUCUAUAAUUUACACACAAAGUCCAUUAAAAGUUCCUGCUGAAUGAGAUAUGUUUCUAUAAACAGGGAUAAAGCGCAAAAAAAUAAUCGACUUUAUGUGGUAAACCAAAAGUUCCUCCAAGUAUAUAGGGGUAAUUAUACUGUGAUGUUUUUGAACCACUAAAAUUAUAACUUAUCUAUUUAUAAUAAAUUAAAUUGAAAAUUAAUACUAAUUCAAAUAUAAUUUUAUUCAGCUAUUUAAAAUCAAUCAAGUACCUGAUUUGCUUUUCCAUCAAAAGUAAUAAGCAUAUUUUCGAAAAUAGGCUUCAAAUCAUAAUCCUCGAGUCGAAUGGAUGAAAUGUUGUACAAAAUUUACUACUUACUUAUUAAAAACAAGGUACUUACUCUGUAUAAUUUAUUGUCUACUUAAUUGUAAUACUAGUACUUAUUUAUUUGUCUAUAAUUUUGGUUGUAUAAAAACAAUUUUGAUAUUUUUGUUAAAUAUAUAGUUUGUUCCUAGGGUUGUAAGAAAACGAUAUAUAUCGCUAUCCAUAUACCUCUGUAUCGUUUCCACAUAAUACUGCCUAAUGUUAUACGGAGUGGGAUUAGCAACAUGUAUCGUCCCGUACAACAAAACUCGGUAUUAAGCGACAACUAUACAAGAACUGUUGAUUGCGAUACGUAUCGUUUUCUGUUGAUACUCAUACUUUGUAUUUUCCUAUGAACAGACCACACUUGGUCAAUUUACAUAACAUAAGAAAUAAGGAUUGAUGCCGCCUUCUAAAUUUAAUAUGAACAUUGUAAAAAAUACUUUGUAACCCGGCAAGCAAUUUCAGAAGGAGUAUGCAGGCCAAUAGGGAUGACGACUGCGUAAAAAAAAGAAAUUCUAUUUAGUCCGUCAGUCACAUAAUAGAAAAAUAUUAAAUUUUUUUUUUUUACUUCAAUUUAACAAAAAAUAUUUUAGAUAACAGGCAUUCGAGUGUGGGCUCGCUACGUCACAGUUUUGUAGAAAAUGUACAAAAGCGUGACGUCAUGCAACUUUUUACUCAAUGUACCGACAUAAUUUAAUGAUUAUAAUAGAAAAAUGCAAGUAGUUUAGAUUCUAUUGAGCAACAUCAUAACAUUAGCAUAAUAGAGAUGACGACUAUAUUUUGUUUGUUUGUACGUCAGGUCAGGUAAAUUUUCAAUGCCAAGAAUACUUCCUUUAGCACAUCCUAUUCAUUAUUCUAGUUUUAAUGUGUUGUACUGUUGGUCUAUAUAUUGUAGAAACAAUAAUAACAUCUAAAGCACAUUGUGUGUUUAAUUACAUUGUACAUUGUGUGUUUUCACAAACUAAAUGAAAAAAAAAACGACUAAGCUUAAUAUAGCUUUAAAUAAAAAUUACAUAAACUUGAACACCAGUGAAAAUCGCUUAGAUUUCAUUGAUACUAAGCAAUUAAAUGAGCAAUCUCAAAAUAAUUACCACCUAUGUAACUUUAUUUUAGCGUUGCUAUUAUUUAUUAUAGUGUUAAUAUCUUUACUCAAGUUUUCUGUCAUAAUAUAAAAUACACAAUGCAAAAUGUUGUUUCUAUGAAUCAUCAAGUUGCGCUAAGGCACAUCUGAUCGAAAAUCCGUCAAAUCUGACCUUACAGUCAGAUAUAUAACGUUUUUUAAGACGUAUUACUGGAGCUUUCUGUUGCCAGUAUGCAGCACCAACUCGUGUACACUGUCUCAAGAAGGAAGUCCCGCAGCAUAACUCAUAUUCCUUUAUAAUAAAAGCGAAAACAUUGCGAUCCUAGGGACUUCUUUCGUGAGAUGAACUCUAUCAGUUUUUUUAUAAAUGUCGAACGUCAUUCACAGAGUAACAAACAAAGAGUAAAGUAAUAGUGAGCAGAGCAUAAUAGGCUUUUUUUUAAAUUAAGCAUAGUUAAUUAUAACGAGUGUAAUUUUAUCCCAUUCUUCAUUGCUGCAUAUUGGGAUGUAAAAAGGAAGCGAAACAUUCAUUUCCAAAAGACAAAAUGUUCGAAAAUGUAUGUUUGUUUAUUACUUAUGCCAGUGCUGCCAUCUACGCAGAGCUUUGGGGAAUAUUCCUUGAUUGUGAUGAUGACCAUCAACAUCAUCUAAUGACCUUUAUACUUACUUGAAAAAUAUUUAAAUUUUGAUUAAGUUUAGUUAAAUAUACAAAUUUUAGUUUAUAUUAUUAAGAAUUUUUGCGAAAUAUUUAAAUACACUUUACAAUUUAUCAAAACAUUUCGGCACUUUAAUUUUUGUACCAAUGUGUUAGUGAAUAUUUUUGUGAAAUAAAAAAACAUUUGACUC
Messenger RNA from Diatraea saccharalis (sugarcane borer), 3446 nucleotides. The record is from the annotation of a GenBank genome assembly. Lineage: Eukaryota; Metazoa; Arthropoda; Insecta; Lepidoptera; Crambidae.